GGGGCGUUCCUAAUCACACUGAGUUCAGAAGCCAGCAGGGCAUAACUGUUGAAUAUUUCUGCUAUAUUUAAAUUAGAAAUAAAUUUAAAACUUCAAAAAAUGUUUCGUUUUGUGGUGUUGUUAUUAUGUGGCCUGUUGUCUUCCAGCCUUGCCACUGAUGUUAAGCGAUGUGACGGUGACAAACCUUUUCCCUUGGAAGUGCGCGUAAAAGGAUGUGAGGUGCCACCUUGUGAUAUUGUGAAAGGCACCAGUGUCGAUAUGGAGAUACAUUUUGUGACAUACAAAUCGGUCACAAAAGCCACUACCUUGGUUAAAGCCAAAACAAUGGGUUUGACUGUACCCUAUGAGUUGCCUGAAGAGGUACGCAAUGUUUGCCCCAAUCUCCUGUAUGGCGCCUAUUGUCCCCUCUAUCCCACCGAAGAUGUCACCUAUUUGUUCCUGUUUCCCAUUGCCAGCCAUUAUCCGGAAAUCAGUGUCACUGUGGAAAUUUAUAUUGAAAAUCAAGAUUCAGAGCUUUUGACAUGCUUCCGGUGUGACAUUAAAGUUAAGAAGGGUAAUGCAGGGGGCAGUACUAAGGAAAUUGAACAUCAGCUGGAUAAUGUGAAUGCUACGUUAGUUUAUUAGAUUGUGAUUUAAGAAAAAUUGUUAUUUGGAAAUCUCUGUGAUAAUUUUAACUUUUUAUUU
Messenger RNA from Musca domestica (house fly), 684 nucleotides. RefSeq names its product NPC intracellular cholesterol transporter 2 (gene Npc2d). The transcript has 3 exons. Gene Ontology annotation, biological process: intracellular cholesterol transport. The record is from RefSeq and is a predicted model, not a curated record. Gene Ontology annotation, molecular function: sterol binding. The coding region runs from base 100 to 624 and encodes 174 amino acids. Lineage: Eukaryota; Metazoa; Arthropoda; Insecta; Diptera; Muscidae.